This is a messenger RNA of Pocillopora meandrina, 5738 nucleotides long. NCBI's taxonomy places the organism in Eukaryota, Metazoa, Cnidaria, Anthozoa, Scleractinia, Pocilloporidae. The record is from the annotation of a GenBank genome assembly.
AUGGAGGAGCACAAAAUCUAUGUUGGUAAUUUAAGCUACGACACUGACAAUGAAUCUCUCAAAAUCUGUUUUGAUAAAGUAGUGGAAGUUGUAGAUGGUAAGUUAUAACACGGCCUAAUCUAAUGGCUGGUGAGCUUUUUAAUCAGUUCUCAGAAGGAAAUUCGUUGUAAGAAAAUUUAAGAAAAUGGCGCAAUUUAUUUCAGUGUACGUUCGCGGCGUUCAUGGUCAGUUUUCUAGUUUAUUAUCAUUACAAUCGGGUUUUUCUCUGUCAGUUGUGUCUCAAUCAAGGAAGAAUUUGGAAUCUAAAGAAAUUACGUGAACAGCUAUUAUAAUGGUAGCUUCGCGUCAUGUCGCCAUCGAGCACGCGGUGGGUUGAUGAGAGAGCGAGGGAGUUUUCGAGAACUUCAUUCAUCAGUGUAAAUCGUUAAGCAUUGACUUUAUAGCUUUAUAACUAACAUGGGAAAUGCAAGCCACGAUCGUACUAGAGUGUACUGAUCGUUAGCAAUCCAGCGUUAUCGGCUGUUAGAGUGAGAGUUGAUGAUUCUGAUACUACAAGGUCCGUCAUUGACCGAAGGUGGAAAUCGGUAAUCUCGAAGUUGUGUUAAGAGAUAUUCAUUUGGUGGUGCCCACAAAAAUCUCCUAAGUUUCAAGUUGUUAAAGCUGUUUUUGAGGGGAAUAUCAGAACAAACAGUGUACUUUUCCCAGCCUUCGAAUUGACAGGGAAGCCGUGAAAUGGGAGAAAUUACGUCUUAGAUUUCCGAUGUUGGCCUAUUUCCACAGUUUUGUUUGUUAAUCUCACGCAGUGGCAGAAUGGAGUUGGUGACUUAUUCCUGUGCUAUUUGUGCGGUUUCAGUUUUAAAGCAGAAAAUUUAAAUUAGGACUUGCUAACUAACCAAUUCUUUGGGUGAAUUAGCUAAUAAAAUUCACAUAGAAAUAGGUCAAAAGGUAGACCUACAAUUACCUAUGAAAACUCAGUGAUAAGAAUCAUAAACUUUUAAAGUGUGAACUUGAGUAUACUUUUGGAAUUCUUAGUAGGGUGUUUUCGUCUCAAUGAUUCUAGAUUUGUGUUUCUGGAGAGUAACUAUUGAAUUUUAGAUAAGGUGGAAUUGAUGUAGCAGGUAGAUCUAGAUUUAAGCUUGUCAUUAUGUGGGUUUUUCAAUGAUUCUGUUCGAAAAACAUCAACAAAGAGGUGGAAGAAACUUAAAACUCAGGUACUUUUAUCAGAUAAAUUAUUUGUUGAAAGAACAGCAUCAACAUCUCAUCACAAGAGUUCCUUGUAGAUAGGGUUGGUUUAUUUUUGUGGUGUCUUGAAAGUUGUGAAUGUAUUCUCUUUUGAAGAAUUAGAAAAAUUCCAAACAAUAUAAAUUUCUUAUGUGUGAACCUCUUUGCUUUUCAACAGCUAAAAUUGUCAUGGAACGAGAAAAUCCAAGCCGAUCAAGAGGGUUUGGCUUUGUAACAGUGAAUUCAGCAGAUGAUAUCCAAAGGGCGGUUGAGGAAUUGAAUGAUACUGUAAGAUUUGACUUUUCUAAUGCUCAGAUUGUAUUUUGCACACAAUUGUUUUUAGUUUAGGCAAUCUCAUCUUGUCCCAAGGACUGAGUCAGUUGCUCAGUUUCUCUAUACAAUAUCACCCCUGGAUCAAACAGUAGGGUCCUGAGAAGAAAGGAAAUGAUCACCAAUAAAAUAACCUUGAUUGUUAAACAAAUUCUUCUUAUCAGCACUCAAGGACAUGCAUAGAGAGUAGUAUGGAGAAUAUGCAUACUGAUGUUGGGGUGAAAGGGGUAUAUUAACAUGUGAUAAGUUAUUUCUUCUUGGCUGCACACAAAUUGUGAAUUAAUUAUUAAUUCUUGCUUUUAAAAUUCAUGUUGUGUAUAGGCAGUAAUGAUAAAAGAUGUGUUUUUCUCUCUCAGUGCUUUAGAGAAAAACAGUUUCUGUUUUUAAAUUGAUAGAAAAGAUAUCAGAGGUACAGUUUGAUAGUUUUAAGACUCUGUGAACACUGCUUACUUUAAAAAUUCUUGAAAGGAUUUGGAUGGUCGAACAAUCAAAGUAUCAAAAGCAAAUGCAAGAGGUGGAGGAGGCGGAGGAGGUGGUGGUUACAGACGGGGUGGAGGAGGAGGAUACCGAGGUGGCCGGGGAGGCAGAGGAGGAGGUGGAGGUGGAGGAUACAGAGAAAGGGGCUAUGGUGGAGGAGGUAUGACUAGCCAUAACAUUUUCUGGCAGAUAGGCUGAAGUUUCAGUAAAAGCCAUCUAUCAGCAGUCUACCACCACUGUCUGGUUAUCUUGCAAGCAAGCUCUCGAGUUUGGCUUUUGCCUUACAGCACAGCCGCUUAUGGUAAAAGUUAUAGAGGCCCCCUGUUGCUGACUCUUACUGCAAAUAUCAUCAUGUCUUAGUUGCUUAUGUACAUGUGACUUCUCACUUCCCUUUGGGAAAAUUGCUCUUCGAUUUUUUGGAUACACUAAAGAUGUUAUCACAGUUAUCUCCAGUAUAACCCUAUUGCCUAGUUGAUAAGGUAUAGUCCUGUAAAAUUAACAUAGAAAGCAAGUUUGAGGGCAUAUCCAACAAUUGACCAAUUUGUAGGACAGUCCAACACUCAGCAAUAUGAAAAGUCUGGUAAAUGAUGUAAAGACAAAGAGAAGUGAAGUGAAUUAAUUGUCUAUAGCAAUGCCAGGAAAUUGAUAUUUUGGUCAGUGAACACUUCGCGUCUUCCUAAAAAUCAAUCAAAGUGUUGUGUUUUUUCUUUCAUAGGAGGUGGUUAUGGGAGCAGAAGUUAUGGAGGAGGAGGUGGCGGAGGUUAUGAUGGUGGGUACGACGAUGGCUACUCAGGUUCUUAUUCUGGAGGAAAUCAAUACCGAAAAGGUAGUGCACAUUGAAAUGUAUUUUCGUAUUAGACAAGAGAAAAUGAGGAUAUGCAGAGAGAAAUUCCUGUUUCAUAUCCCCUGGAUGUAUCAUUUCCACCAAACAUCUAAAGUUAUUAAUUUGUCCAUUGUAUGAAAUCCUUUUUUUUUAAGUCAUCUGGAUGAAGGGUAACCUCAGUUCAGUGUCCUAACUGGCAGAUGUACAUAAUUUGUGACAGUAUGGUGAAAACUCAAUAAAAGAUAGAAAAGUAUCUUUCUCCUUGAUUAAAAUUUUAUAAUGUAGAAUUAACAAAAAUUGACUUGGCUUUCAGUCUUUUAGUGAAACAGAUUUAAGUGGAUUGAGCAUAUUUUAGUUACUGUCUUUCCCUAGAUCUCAUUUUCUCUUGAAAUGGUAUGUUUAAUGCGUGUGUUAUUUAAGUGUUCAUUGAAUGAAAAUCUGGCUUGUCUCUGUUUAGCUCCAUUAAACCUGUGGUUUUCUCCUUUGCUGAAAUGAUAUCUGAAGGAGAAUGAAGUGUUUGGGUUAAGGCCUCACUCAUCAUUUUUUCAGGCAUAAUGCAAACUGAUUACCAAAGUGAUGCACAUUUUGGGGUUUUGUCAUUUUUACUGUAAUUUGGAGUUACUUGAGGAGUCUUGAGCCUUUCUGUGAGCUCAUCAAGGCUUUUGUAGAUUGUAGAAGGAAAUCAUGAUGAUUUCCAGACUAGUUCUCUAGACCUAUGCUGUUUAUUUAUAGCAAUUGGAUUAAAAUGGAAAAGAGAUAGUGAGGUAUUUACACUUGUGACCAUAUUAAUGAAAACUGAUAGAAUUCCAUUUUCCACGUUGGGCAAGUUACAGAUAAAUUUGCCCACUAAGUUCUAUUUUGAUGAAAUUUAAGAUAAUGUGACCCCUGGUACACUGGUUUUUAUUCAGUGGUGACUCCUAAUGAUUCCAUUUGUUCUGUUUGUCCAUUCUCACAAAAGGCCGUGACUGGUAAUGAUCUGUUCAACUUCCGUGAUUCAACUCUGUUCCUGUAUAUGCAUUGAUGUGCUGAGGUGCUAGAACAAGACAAAAAAAUUCGGUGUGCUGUCCUGAAACUUGAUGAAUGAUAAACCUCAGCUCAUGAUGUUCAGUGCACUGAAGUUUCCUGUGUUGUUGACCUAUGUGCUUACUGCUAUGAAAACCUCAGCCAGUGAUGUUUGGCUUUCUGAUGUUCUGAUGAAAUAUGUCUUAGUAGAAAUAGCUCAUUGUAGCAGAGACCAUAUACUCAUUUGUAUCUUUAUUGACUACUUAAGCACAAAGAAUAAGGUUUUUUUUGUUUUGUGUUGUUUUUUUUUGUAUUUAUUCAGCCAACACUGUUGGUUUUGUUCCUUUUUUUACUGAAUAUUCCAUAACUUAGCCCUAUUAAAAGAAAAUGUUUUGCUGUGUCCGUUGCAAGUGAUAAAAAGGGUUGAUAUGAACAACAGUGGUUUGAGUGGAUAUGACAAAGAAAGGAGUCAUGAAAAAUAAUCAAGUCUGUCUAUCAAAUUCAUACCCACAGUUCUAGUGGUGUUGGUCUGUUCAAUUGGAAACUGGGACAAGGUGGUUUCCUUGAAGACUUGCUGGUUAUCGGGAAGUGAUAACUACUAAGUUCCCUUUGAUGUCCACAUUACUAGAUUACAAUAAACUAGACCUCAAAGUCGUGAGUGGUUUCAAAACAGAGUGUAAGAAUUUUCAAGAUAAUUUUUUCCCUUCAGUCUGCUUGGGUUGUCAAUUAUCAAAAACCUUUGGUUGACAAAAUAUUUCUGUUAGAUAGUUGGCAGGGUAUAAAGGAACAGAAUAUGAGAUAACAGUGAUUAUUCAAAUGGGAAAGGAUAUUGUUUGAGAGUAUUGCUCUCACUUUUGUGGUCCCAAAAUAUCUUAAAUUUAUAGGUCAAGGUUCGACACAGGAAAAGUUUGAUGUGACAUCACUUAAAGGGCAUAUGUAGAAGUGACCUGAUGUAGCAUGCAAACAUUUGGUUGUGCCAAGUCUUGCACUGUUGGAAAAAAAGAAAGUUUAUAAGUGAAGCAUUCCAGACCUUGAAAAAGUAUGAAAAGUAGAGAUAAAGUGUGGCUAAGUGGCAUGAAGCCAAGGGAUUAUGUUUUGGAUCAAGAGGAUUAGAUUUUGCAGCCAGGAUUUCAUGGAAAAGCUGUUUUUUUUUUUGUUUUUUUGUUUUUUUGACAAUGCAGUAGUGAGGUUGAGACUUUUCUCACCUUCGUCUUUGAAAUAAUUGCCACACUAUGGGUGCAUUCUUUUUACAGUUCAUGGUUUUCUUCUUGUUUGGAAACAAUUUUGAACUUUACAUGCCGAAAAUUUUCACAAAGUAUCAUGGAACAUCUUGCAAAGUUUCAAUUUCUUUUUCCCUCUCUUAUACAAAGACGUAUGAGAUAGGCUGAAAGGGUAAUUCUUUUAAGAUUUUGAAAAAAUCUGAAAUUGAAUUGAGUCAUUGCCAUCGCACCAAUUCUCCAGUGCUUUGGAUGGAGGGUACAGUUUGUGUGCUGCAGUUCCAGGUGAGGAUUGGUGGUUUUGUCAGGAGGCAGAAUCACGUUCCCGGAAACACCUGGUAUGUUUAUGCCCAUGGUAAGUUGAUGUGUUUCGUUAUUGUGCUUAGGUGUUUUUUUUCUUUCUGAUUUCUGGACUAUCAUGUAGUGAACUACUGAGUGGAUGUCUCAAACUGGUUAAUUAUUCUACAAACUUAAGAUAGCGUUGAUAUAGCUCAGUUUAGUCCAAGGGCGAGGUCACAACUUGAAGGAUUUUUACAAGGAAUUUUCCUUUAUUACAACUCUUGUUUUGGAAUCACUACUAUUAUUUUGCUAUUUAUAUAGUGAAGAAAUUAGUUUUUUUAGGCUGCUUGGGGUAAUCCUCUCCACUUGAAUAGGAGUAUUGUUUCUUG